GAUACAACAUGGCGGCCGGAUCCUAACGCUCUCCAUCGAGGGACCACCGCGGAGGUCCUAGUUCGGGACCCUGCCUCAAAGGAGUGGAAGCCAGGGAGCACCCUUUCUGUCCCCUUCUUCUCGUCCAGUAUCGGCAAGGGGUUGUCGCCGGCUUCCGCCUCCAGGAUGAAGAACUAUAAAGCAGUUGGCAAAAUAGGAGAGGGAACGUUUUCUGAAGUUAUGAAGAUGCAGAACCUGAGAGAUGGAAACUACUAUGCAUGUAAACAAAUGAAACAGCACUUUGAAAGUAUUGAGCAGGUGAGCAGUCUGCGAGAGAUACAAGCACUGAGGCGCCUGAAUCCACACCCAAACAUUCUUACGUUGCACGAGGUGGUUUUUGACAGAAAAUCUGGUUCUCUUGCGCUGAUAUGUGAACUUAUGGACAUGAAUAUUUAUGAGCUAAUACGAGGGAGAAGACACCCGUUACCAGAGAACAAAAUUACGCGCUACAUGUACCAGCUGUGUAAGUCCCUCGAUCACAUGCACAGAAAUGGAAUAUUUCACAGAGAUGUAAAACCAGAAAAUAUAUUAAUCAAGCAGGAUGUCCUAAAAUUAGGGGACUUUGGGUCCUGCCGGAGUGUCUAUUCUAAGCAGCCAUGCACGGAGUACAUCUCCACCCGCUGGUACCGGGCCCCAGAGUGUCUCCUCACGGAUGGCUUCUACACCUACAAGAUGGACCUGUGGAGCGCGGGCUGCGUGCUCUACGAGAUCGCCAGCCUGCAGCCCCUCUUCCCCGGAGCCAGCGAGCUGGACCAGAUCGCCAAGAUCCACGACGUUGUCGGCACGCCUGCCGAGAAGACCCUGGCCAAGUUCAAGCAGUCGAGAGCUAUGAGUUUUGAUUUUCCUUUUAAAAAGGGAUCAGGAAUACCUCUACUGACAGCCAAUUUGUCCCCGCAAUGCCUCUCCCUCCUGCACGCAAUGGUGGCCUACGAUCCUGAUGAGAGAAUCACUGCCCACCAGGCCCUGCAGCACCCCUACUUCCAACAGCAGAGGGCAGCUGAGAAGCAGACUCUGGCCAGGGACAGGAGGAAGGCCACCGCUCUCUUUCCCGAGCGCCCUGUGGCACCGGAACUCCUCAGUAACAGCUGGCAGACAGCGCAGGAGGGCAGAGAGCAGAAACUGCCCCUGAAGCGAGAGGAGGACCAUCCCAGGAGGCAGGGGCCGGCCCACGUGAUGGAACUGCCCAAGCUCAAGCUGUCAGGAGUGACCAAGCUGUCCUCGUACUCCAGCCCGGCGCUGCAGUCCGUGUUUGCCCCUAGAGCGACCGCGAAGGUCCCAGUGCUGAGACCCCUGAAGUGCGUUGGCCCAAACCAGAAGACGGACACACAGAAGGACGUGAAGCCUAACCUGAGACAGCACCGCCUGCCCACGAUAGAGCGGAGAGGAGGAGGCUGCUGAGCAGCCCUGCGGCUCCCCUGCUCGGGGCUCCCACCCGGCGGGACACCAACACAGGGGCAGAGGCUCCAGGAGGGGCCCGGCCUCCCUGGAGAGCUGCCCCCAGACCCGUGCCCCCGCCUUGGCCUGAAGCCGGCCGGCCUGCCGCUGCUUGCAUCCCGAAGGCAGCUGUACUGUAUGUUUGAGUCUAAUACAUUUGUACAAUCACCUCAUUCUAGGGUUUUAUUUCAUUUUCGUAACGUAAGGAUUUGGGGCAGGGACUAUUUUGUCAUUUUCUAUAAGAAUCAAAACAGAGAAAUCAUACUUCAUUAUGUGUUGUUUAGGUGUGGUUUCACCGCGGGCUGUGCACGCGGGCCUUCUCUGGCCCAUCACCAAGAGUGCUGUAGCACAUUCAGCUUCCAGGCCAUACUGUUGGAGACUGCUGGUUUUUAUUAAAGAAUAAGCUGUCAUUACAAUGGUUCAUCUUAAUGUUUUUUGAGUGACUCGUGUCCUGACUGUCCAUUCCUUUAUUUUGACCUUUGUGAGUGUGUCAGGGGCCCUGGUUUU
Hippopotamus amphibius kiboko is the source of this 1980-nucleotide messenger RNA. RefSeq names its product MOK protein kinase (gene MOK). Gene Ontology annotation, molecular function: ATP binding; protein serine/threonine kinase activity. The record is from RefSeq and is a predicted model, not a curated record. Gene Ontology annotation, biological process: intracellular signal transduction; protein phosphorylation. Lineage: Eukaryota; Metazoa; Chordata; Mammalia; Artiodactyla; Hippopotamidae. The transcript is spliced from 12 exons. Gene Ontology annotation, cellular component: cytoplasm; nucleus. Bases 166 to 1437 code for a protein of 423 amino acids.